Molecule: messenger RNA, 2121 nt
Organism: Neopsephotus bourkii (Bourke's parrot)
Lineage: Eukaryota; Metazoa; Chordata; Aves; Psittaciformes; Psittacidae
Gene: LRRC34
Product: leucine rich repeat containing 34
Exons: 9
Coding region: 887-1873 (328 amino acids)
Molecular function (GO): protein binding
Source: RefSeq, a predicted model, not a curated record
CUAUGUCCCAGCUUCCCCUUUGUCUUUUAUUAGCACGCAAGCUAUACUUAAAAGGCUGUAAAAGCAACACAGGGGUAUUUCUUACAAGUGCAUUCCUAAGUGUUCCAACAGCCAAAUUCAGAGGGUGAACUUGUGAAGUCAAGGGAGCUGAACAAAGCAAUCUCCUUGCAUCUUGAAGGGUCGUAUUUACAAACGCUGACAUAUUUCUUCAGCUAUGCUGACGGUAAAACUGGGAGAGUCCGGCUGGAGGAAGGUGGCACCUUCUUCUGUGACUGGUUUCUGAGCCAGAGAGAUACCAGUGAGUCUGGUAUUUGACAAUCCUCAGAGUUGUACUGUUGCCAGUAGCAAAAGAGAAAGAGGUGGGAAGGGAGAGAUCCGAUGUCUGGAUAGAAGAAAUCUGUCAGCUGGCAUUUAAGGAAUGAUAGUAGAAAACAGAGGUCAAGAGGCAGCUGACAGUCAUCUCCUACUCAAUGCCCUUUUCUAUGCUGCUGUAGCCAUUCUGGUAGGACACCACGUUUUCAGAGAUGAAUGGUUUCCAGGUGCCACCAAGAUGCAAAGGCAGAACUGAGCAACCGCCAUGGGGGGAGACCCAUGCUGGGCUUCCCAGUCCAAUUCAGAUGUUGCACAAGGGUAUUUUCUUCCUUACUGGCUCCAAGUUCAGUACUUGGGAGUGAGCCCCACAUGCUGUGGGACAGGAGAGUGUGCAGUCCUAGCUUACUCACUGCUGUGUACAAGGGCAGUAGUGAAGUCACUAGAAGGAUUAAUUUGGUGGAAAGGCCCAGCACAGACACUUUUGAAGUAACUGCUAAUCCAUGCAACCACGGAAACUCUUGCAAAGGCUCCUUGGAGCCUGAGGGCAGACGGCUGAGUAAAUACUCUGGGGGUCAUGUCAGUUUGCCCAGAUCUUCACCAGCACUAUGUGCAGGUCUGCCAAAACUUGGGCCAACCUGAAAACCCUUUCAUUGCUCAUGUGCUUCAAGAAGCUGGUAAAAAUGAUGAAAUCAUAUGGACAAAAGGGUUCACAUUAAACAUAGCUGGAAAUAGUCAUCUAGUGCCUGUGCAGAGAGUUACAGAUGACAAUCUUCAGGUUCUUGUCUCUGUCUUACGUACGGCUGCAUUUGUCACAGGUUUGGAUCUUGGGUAUAAUGUAUUGACUGAUGCUGGAGCAAAGACCAUGGCAACAUUCCUCCAGGGGAAUGAAACUCUUCUGCAUAUGAGAAUGACUGGGAACAAAAUAGGAGAGAAAAGUGGGAUGUUCUUUGCUUCAAUGCUACAAAUUAAUCCAACCUUGGAGAAGUUGGAUCUUGGAGACUGUGAUAUAGGUGUGCAGUGUCUAAUAGCAACAGCAUCAGCCCUGAAUCAGAACAAAUCAGUCAAAGCAAUAAACCUAAAUCAUCCUUUAUUGUUCAGCCAAGAGGAAGAGACCACAGUUCAUCUAGCUCUGAUGCUGAAAAAUAACUCUUCUCUUGUGGAACUACACUUGUGCAAGCAUGAAAUGAAAAACUUUGGUGUGGAGAGACUGUGUGAGGCUUUGUAUGAAAACUCUAGCCUGAGAUACCUUGAUCUUGCCCGUAAUAAAAUAACCAGUGAGGGUGUAAAAUUUCUGGGAAAACUACUAAAAUGGAACCAAACCCUGCAAAUCCUAGAUCUUAAUGCAAACCGACUAGAAGAUGAUGGAGCCAUCUACCUGAGUGAGGCCUUGGCUUUGUACAACAGGACUCUUCAGGUGUUGUCAGUAGUAAGCAACAAUAUAAGUGGCAAAGGACUUGUAGCUCUUUCAGAGGCAAUGAAAACAAACACAGAACUUUCCUGUAUUUACAUCUGGGGGAACAAAUUUGAUGAAGCCACCUGUAUGGUAAGUGCUUGCUUCUGAGCUCCUCUAAGAGGGUUGGAGUUUGUUUGUCCUAGUUCAUGUUUACAGUCAUUGCGAAAACUACAGCCAUUAGUGAGCAAGAUACUUGAUUAACUAUGGGGUUUAUUUAAAUAAUUAUAAUAUGGUGGUGUUGUAAUGAGACUCACUGGACAUCAGCAUACUGAAAUAAUCAAGUACUCUCCUGUUGUGUGUUAUCUUCUAAAGACUUCACUGCAAUCAAAGGAGAAUAUUCUGUGUCUCAUUCUUGG